This is a messenger RNA of Ricinus communis (castor bean), 845 nucleotides long. RefSeq names its product 21 kDa protein. The record is from RefSeq and is a predicted model, not a curated record. Gene Ontology annotation, molecular function: enzyme inhibitor activity. Gene Ontology annotation, biological process: negative regulation of catalytic activity. Lineage: Eukaryota; Viridiplantae; Streptophyta; Magnoliopsida; Malpighiales; Euphorbiaceae. Bases 89 to 679 code for a protein of 196 amino acids. The transcript has a single exon.
GCCUCUAUAAAUUCAAAGCCUCUCAUCUCUUUUUCCUCAAUUCACCGCCUACUAAAGUACCAACUUAGAAGCAACCAUUUCCUUAAACAUGGUAAAACCCACUCUUCUUUUGCUACUCGUCUCUGUACUACUCUACAUUUCAAGCACAGCAACAUCUGCUGCAGCCCCUGCUGCUGCCUCUAAUUUCAUUAAGGCCUCGUGUAGAACCACCACUUACCCUGCACUAUGUAUCCAGUCUCUAUCUGCCUAUGCCACUUCAAUCCAGCAAAACCCACUCCAACUGACACAGACUGCCUUGUCUGUUAGCCUGGAAAACGCACAGUCCACCAGAACAUUUGUUUACAAAUUGACAAAGUUCAAGGGAGUUAAGCCCAGAGAAAUGGCGGCCCUUAAGGAUUGCUUAGAAGAGAUUGAUGAUACUGCUGAUAGACUUUCCAAGUCUUAUAAUGAGCUCAAGAACCUGGGUCAUUACAAGGGUAAAGAUUUCCAAUGGCACAUGAGUAAUGUAGAAACUUGGGUCAGUGCUGCUUUGACAGAUGAGAAUACUUGUACUGAUGGAUUUGCUGGUAAGGCCUUGAAUGGGAAGAUGAAGUCUUCAAUUAAAGCUAGAAUAGUUAAAGUUGCUCAGGUUACAAGCAAUGCACUAUCUUUGAUUAACAAGUAUGCCUCCAAGCAUUAAUUAAGCUGCUUGUGCUUGUGUGGUUGCAGAAAAUUAAUGUUUAUAUAUAAAUAUAAAUAUGCAGUCAAUUUUGUAUGAAGGAGUUCUCAAACUCCAAAUCUCCAUGUAAGGGUGUUUAUGGAAAUGUUUUGAGUGAUGUAUAAUAUGAACAGUCUGCUUUUACCCA